Molecule: messenger RNA, 570 nt
Organism: Ceutorhynchus assimilis (cabbage seed weevil)
Lineage: Eukaryota; Metazoa; Arthropoda; Insecta; Coleoptera; Curculionidae
Source: the annotation of a GenBank genome assembly
AUGUAUUCUGACCAAUGUGGCGGUCAAAACCGCAAUAUAAAAGUAGCUUUAUUGUGCAACAAUAUUGUUUCUGAUCCAUCUAAUCCUAUUGAAGUGAUAGAUCAUAAAUUUUUGUUAAGCGGGCACUCAUAUUUGCCUUGCGAUGAGGACUUUGGAUUAGUCAAGAAACAACAGAAAUUUCAUCCGGAUAUAUUCGUACCCAACGAUUGGAAAAAAGUGGUGAGAGAUGCCAAAAAAUCGAAAAAAUUUGAGAUUGUCGAUAUGACAUCAACAGAGUUCUACUCAACAGUUGUCUUGGAGAAAAAUAUUACAAAUAGAAAAAUUUUAGUUGACGGUGUUAAAGUUGAGUGGUUCAAACUCCAGUGGCUAAGGUACUGCAAAACAGAGCCUUUUAAAAUUUUCUACAAAUAUUCAAACAACGAAAUCGUUGCUUUCCAAAAGGUAGAUAUUUCUAAACGAAAUACAAAACAGAUUCUUCAACUAGAACUUCUAUAUCCCAAUGGUAAUGCAGCCAAAAAGAAGGAUUUGUUAGCUUUACUACCUACCAAUGAUUCCUCCAAUACACCAUGA